This is a messenger RNA of Anneissia japonica, 3014 nucleotides long. Its product is annotated as spermine oxidase-like. The record is from RefSeq and is a predicted model, not a curated record. The transcript has 5 exons. Gene Ontology annotation, molecular function: polyamine oxidase activity. Bases 347 to 2263 code for a protein of 638 amino acids. Lineage: Eukaryota; Metazoa; Echinodermata; Crinoidea; Comatulida; Comatulidae.
GUAGGCCUAUUAUUACAUUAUAACUUACUUUGGUCAUCCCUAUUCUACAAAUGGUAUAGUCCUCCUCUUCCAAGCUGACAGUCACGGGUCAGUGGUCACGACAGUUUAUCUAGGGGUUUGCCUACUGUUUUCAUCUGAUGCUAUUGAGCAUUUUGAGGAGGAUACAGAAAUUCAAAAGCGAAUUAUUAAUUAAAAAUUAAUCAUGUAUUUACAUAUUCUGUUUAAUAAUUUAUAAAUUUCAUUCCAGUAGGCUGCGGCCACGAUUAUUCGGCUUUGAACACGUGGCUUAACAAAGCACGUGCAACCAGAGUAGGCUGCCGUGAACCACCACGUAUCUACAAGCAAGAUGAGUAUGCCUAGUCAGGAGAAAGCUUCAGUGUUAAUCGUUGGAGGAGGCAUAGCUGGAUUAUCAGCUGCUGAUACUCUCAUCAAGUCUGAGAUGUUUGAUAUAUUGCUUCUUGAAGCUACAGAACGGUUAGGUGGCAGAAUUCUUACAAGUUACGUAGAAGGUGGGUCUGACCAUGGAGGUAUAGCUGACACUAUAUUAUUAAUACACCACAUUGUAGGACGUAGUCUUGAGCUUGGUGCAAAUUGGAUCCAUGGGGAGGAUAACAUGUUGUAUAAUUUUGCACGGGAUCAUCAACUUUUACAGGUGAUACGCAAUACAAAUGCAAGUUUGAAAGAUUGCAGAGAUACUAAAGAUUAUAAAGGCAUCAUGACCAACAAAGAUACUCAAGCUGACAGUAAACAUAUUCUACCAUAUUCUGGUGAUGACUUCUUUUUCACAGAAAGUGGAAAAGUGCUCGACAGUGACACUGUUCAACAACUUUUGAUAAUUCUAGAUAGUGCUGAAAAGAAAUUUGUGGAGUUGUCACAGACAGCAAGUGUGACCUACCAACGUAAAGGACAUAGUGAAUCUCAUCAUUUUUCCUGUAAUGAACAGCUAGGAAUGAAUGAAGCACAUUACCGUUCUAAUUUAAAAAAAGAUCUUAAGGAAUGUUUCUUAGAAGAGCUGAGGAAGUCAGAUAUUUCCAAUGUUAUAACUAAGGAAGAAUGGUUGUCUGUAUUUGAAUGGAACAGUAAAUACCAGUGCGUCGAAUUGGCUUGCACUGAUCUAAGUGAAGUGUCACUUAGGUCAUUUGCUAAUGAAGUUUCCAAUUUUAGAACUUCUCCAGUAAAUUUCAAUGACAAUGGAUUUCAGGGAGUCAUUGAUGCUAUGGUAAAGUGCAUUCCUUCCAAUCUGUUAAAGUGCAACACACCAGUAGUCCGUAUUAAGUGGAAAAAAAGUUGUUUUUCUGAAGGCUUUAAAUGCAAAAACAGUGAUGCUAAACAACCAAUAGAUGGAAAGAAAUCAGAAGAAUUCACAUAUGUUGGGAAGGAACAGUAUGUAAAAUAUGGAAAGGAAAAAUCUAUGAAUGCUGAAAAGAAAGAAUUUGUAGAUGUUACAAAACAUAAAUUCCUGGGUGCUCGGAAGGACGAUUCUGUAAAUGUUGGGAAAGCUAUUCAUGUCAUUUGCAAAAAUGGAACUAAAUAUUUUGCUGAUCAUGUGAUUAUUACAUGUUCAUUAGGAUAUCUAAAGAAGCACUCACAGACUUUAUUUAUGCCACAACUACCAUGUAAACAAUUGCAUGCUAUUGAGAAUUUAGGAUUUGGAACUGUGAACAAGGUCUUUCUAAAAUUCAAAUCUCCAUUUUGGAAAAGCCAAGCAGACUUUUCUGGCUUCCAAUUCCUUUGGGAUGUUUCAGAAAAUUGUGAUGAUGAAUGUGAAGAAACUGAAUUGAAGUUUGGCAAUGUGUCAAGAGAUCAAAGAAAUAGUCAUUGUUUGUUUGACGUAGAGGGCUCUUGGUUCAGAUAUAUCAAGGGAUUUGAUACGAUUGGAGGGUUUCCGUGUAUUCUUGUUGGCUGGAUUUCAGGAGCAGCAGCAGAAUACAUGGAAACUCUUUCUGAACAAUUUGUUGGAAAGGUGUGUAUCGAGUUACUGUCCAAGUUCUUGAAGGAUACACAAAUUACAGAUCUGGAAUGGGUUAAAUGUACAAGAUGGAAAAGCAGUCCUUACAUACUUGGUUCGUACUCCUAUGCAUCAGUAGAUGUGUGUGGCAAUGAAUAUGAUCAGCUGGCAGAGCCCAUUCCAAACGUACAGAAUCCUAUGAUGAUGUUUGCUGGAGAGCAUAUCCACCCAGAAUUUUAUUCUACAGCACAUGGUGCAAUGGAGACAGGAAAAACUCAAGCGAACAGAUUGAUUCAGUAUUACAAAGAAAAUUAAUACUGUACUGUACAAUAAUUAUUAUUGAAAUAUGUUGCUUGGGAGAUGAAAGGGAUUAAAACGAAAAUUAUAUUACAGUACAAUGUAUAUCAUAAUAUUUGAGAUAGAAUGCUACUGAAUGUGACCACCAUACAGUAUCAUGUUUUGUGUAUUAAUAUUACAAUACAGUACUGUAGACUUUUAUCGUGUGUUGUGUGUGAACAUAGUCUAUAGGUUUGUACUGUAUGGUCUAUGCAUUUCUUAGCUACAUCAUAGUAGACUUAAUGGCUUUGCCGAGUUCAUCGUUUGAGAACAUACACAGUGUAAUGAUGUAAUGUUAGCAGGAAGCCAUAUUACAGCACUGGUCUGUACAGCACUGUAGUUUAAUUGAACUGCAGUAUGUAAAAUUAUGAGAUUUUAUUUUAAGGUCUUCAAUUGGUACUAGAUUGUACAUUGCAACUGAAAGUCUACACCCAUCCAAGCCGGGCAGUCAAAGAAAACCGAUUUUUCUAAAACACUUAAGGGGUGUUUCCCUCACUUUAAAUAUUCAAAAAUUUGAAUAAUUUCUAACUAAUAAAAUCUUACUAACUGUUCGCAGGUUCUUCAUCCAUCACUCCCUCAACGUCUUAGAAAAAUCGAUUGUUCAACACACCUCAUUUCUCCAGUUUUCAAAUAUUAAAUAAUUUGUAUCUUAUUUGCCAAUCUAACAGUUUUUGGCAAACAUCACUAUUUCUUGACUACCAAACACAUAGUAAAUAAAUAACACAAAACA